Electrophorus electricus (electric eel) is the source of this 709-nucleotide messenger RNA. RefSeq names its product hippocalcin like 4 (gene hpcal4). NCBI's taxonomy places the organism in Eukaryota, Metazoa, Chordata, Actinopteri, Gymnotiformes, Gymnotidae. Gene Ontology annotation, molecular function: calcium ion binding. The record is from RefSeq and is a predicted model, not a curated record.
CAAGCAGCAAGUUCGUAACAGUGAACCGUGAUUCUCUGCGAAGUACUGUUCCCGCAUUUAGUCGUUAAGCGGAUAAGUGAAAUACACUAAAGACCGUUUACCUCACCAGAAAUACUUGGAGAGGUCACUAAAAAUGGGAAAACAUAACAGCAAGCUUGCUCCAGAAGUUUUGGAUGACCUGACCAAGAACACAGAGUUUAACGAAGCAGAGCUGAAGCAGUGGUAUAAGGGCUUCCUGAAGGACUGUCCCACUGGCAUCCUCAACUUGGAAGAGUUCCAACAGCUCUAUGUCAAGUUCUUCCCCUAUGGUGAUGCCUCCAAAUUUGCUCAGCAUGCCUUCCGCACCUUUGACAAGAACGGUGAUGGUACAAUUGACUUCAGGGAGUUUAUCUGUGCCCUGUCCAUCACCUCCAGAGGAAGUUUUGAGCAGAAACUCAACUGGGCCUUCAAUAUGUAUGACCUGGAUGGAGAUGGCAAGAUUACACGCAUGGAGAUGCUUGAGAUUAUAGAGGCAAUCUAUAAAAUGGUUGGAACGGUGAUUAUGAUGCGCAUGAAUGAAGAUGGCUUGACACCCCAGCAGCGUGUAGACAAGAUCUUCAGCAAGAUGGACAAAGACCACAAUGAUGAGAUUACGCUGGAGGAGUUCAAAGAGGCGGCCAAAAGUGACCCUUCAAUCGUCUUGCUAUUGCAGUGUGACAUGCAGAAGUAG